ACAAAAUCUGUGAGUUAUUUUUUCAUUCUUUGUUUUCUCUGUUUUGCCAAAUUUCCGAGGAAAGGAAUCUGAAUAGAAAAAACAAGAAUGAACGAUUGGCUUAGUGUGGUAUUAGGAGCUUUGGCCUCCGAAGGUCUGAAAAUUUUGAUAGCUGAGGCAAAGAAGGUUUUAGCUUUCAAAUCUGUGUCUAAUGAGCUCGCAUCGGAUAUGGAGUUUUUGCUUCCGGUGAUCACACAGAUCGAAUCGUUGCAAGAUGUUAUGGAACUACAAGAUUUUAAAGACAUGAUCGUUGACGCUCUUGUAGUGGUUGAGGAGUGUUCACGUGUCAAGAAGUGGAAUAUAGUCUUCAAAUCUAAGUACACGAGAAAAGUUAUGGAAAUCAAUAGGAAGAUGUUCAAGUUCUGUCAGAUUCAAAUACUGCCUCUUCUGUUUAGGAACCAAUUGCAGUCUAACAUUGAUCUCCAAAUCAUCAAUAAGAAGCUCGACCUUUUGAGUGUUUCUCCUCCCUCUCCUGUUUUCUCGAAGCGUUGUUCUGUUCCCAAGCUUAAUACGGUUCUUGUUGGAUUGGAUUGGCCAUUGAUGGAGCUGAAGAAGAAACUCCUUGGCAAUUCAGUGGUUGUUGUGUCUGGUCCUCCUGGUUGCGGGAAGACCACGCUGGUUACUCAGCUUUGUGACGACCCAGAGAUCAAAGGAGAAUUCAAGAAAAUCUUCUUUAGCGUUGUGUCGAAUACUCCUAAUUUCAGGGCCAUAGUACAAAAUUUACUUCAGGACAACGGUUACGGAGCAAUUACAUUUGACGAUGAUUCUCAAGCAGAAACUGGCUUAAGAGAUCUGCUAGAGGAACUCACAAAUGACGGUCCUAUAUUGUUGGUGCUGGAUGAUGUGUGGCAUGGAUCAGAGCUAUUGCUUCGGAAAUUUCAAAUUGAAUUAGAGGGUUAUAAGCUUUUGGUGACUUCUCGGUUUGAUUUUUCGAGUUUAUGUUCCACUUAUCAUUUGAAACCUUUGAAAGAUAAAGAUGCUAGGUCCCUUCUUAUUCAGUGGGCAUCACCGCCUCUUCACACAUCUCCAGAUGAGUAUGAAGAUCUUCUCCAAAAGAUAUUGAAACGUUGCAAUGGAUUCCCUCUCGUAAUUGAAGUAGUUGGCAUUUCACUUAAAGGACAAGCUCUGUAUUUAUGGAAAGGCCAAGUGGAAAGCUGGUCUGAAGGGGAAACAAUUCUUGGUAACGUGCUAGAACGUCUGCAACCUACCUUCAAUGCCCUGAAACCCCAUCUUAAAGAGUGUUUCUUGGACAUGGGUUCAUUUCUUGAGGACCAAAAGAUACGUGCUUCACUUAUAAUUGACAUAUGGGUGGAAUUAUAUGGUAGGGGUAGUAGUAGUACUACUACUAACAUGUACAUGAAAUACCUUAAUGACCUUGCUUCCCAGAAUCUGCUUAAACUUGUUCCUCUCGGGACAAAUGAGCACGAAGACGGAUUCUACAAUGAGUUGUUAGUCACUCAACAUGAUAUUUUGAGGGAGUUGGCUAUUUUUCAAAGAGAACUGGAACCAAUCCUUGAAAGAAAAAAACUAAAUUUGGAGAUACGAGAGGACAACUAUCCGGACUGGUGUUUGAAUCUAAGGCAACCUAUUAAUGCUCGACUUUUGUCUAUCUCUACAGAUGAUUUGUUCUCAUCAAAUUGGCUGGAAAUGGAUUGCCCCAAUGUUGAGGCUUUAGUUCUUAAUGUAUCUUCAUCAGACUAUGCAUUGCCAAGCUUCAUUGCUGGAAUGAAGAAGCUGAAGGUUCUAACAAUCACAAAUCACGGUUUUUAUCCAACAAGAUUAAGCAAUUUCUCGUGUUUGAGCUCAUUACCAAAUUUGAAACGGAUUAGAUUGGAGAAAGUUUCAGUCACUUUGCUAGACAUUCCCCAAUUGCAACUCGUCAGUCUUAAGAAGCUAUCUUUGCUCAUGUGUAGUUUCGGUGAGGUUUUCUAUGAGACAGAAGAAAUAGAUGUCUCUAAAGCCCUACCGAGUUUACAAGAGAUUGACAUAGACUAUUGCUAUGAUCUUGAGGAGUUACCUUAUUGGGUCUCUGAAGUUGUUUCAUUGAAGACCCUUAGCAUCACAAACUGUGAUAAGCUCUCUACACUUCCAGAAGAUAUGGGCAACUUGAGUAAACUGGAAAUGUUGAGGUUGUGUUCUUGUAAUAAUCUCUCUGAGCUGCCUGAAGAGAUUGGCAAACUACAGAAGCUGAAAAAGAUCUGGAUGAGGAAGUAUACGGGAUGCAAGUUACCGGAUUCAGUGACGAACCUAGAGAAUUUGGAGGUCAAAUGCGAUGAAGAAACUGGAUUCUUGUGGGAAAGGUUGAAGCCUAAAAUGAUAAAUUUGAGAGUUGUCAAGGAGGAAAUAGAGCAUAACCUGAACUGGCUUCAAACAAUGAACGAUUGGGCUAGUUUGGGAUUAGGUUCUAUUGGUGGAGCUGUGUUUUCCGAGCUCUUGAAACUUGUGAUUGAAGAAGCCAAAAAGGCCAAAGAUUUCAAACCCUUGUCCAAAGAUCUCGUAUCAACAAUGGAGAGAUUGUUUCCGUUAACUCAAAAGAUUGAUUCGAUGCAAAAAGAGCUUGACUUUGGUGUAAAGGAACUUAAGGAACUGAGGGAUACGAUCGAAAGAGCUGGUGUAGCUGUUCAGAAGUUUUCAAGCGUCAAGUGGUACGAGAAAUCUAAAUAUACUAGAAAAAUCGAGAGAAUCAAUGAGGAUAUGCUUAAGUUCUGUCAGAUUGAUCUUCAGCUUCUUCAGCAUAGGAAUCAGUUGUCGUUGUUGGGUUUGACCGGAAAUCUUGUGAAUUCGGUUGAUGGUUUAAGUAAAAGAAUGGAUCUUUUGAGUGUUCAUGCGCCUGUUUUUAGGGAUCUUUGUUCGGUUCCCAAGCUUGAUAAGGUUAUUGUUGGAUUGGAUUGGCCAUUGGGGGAGCUAAAGAAGAGACUCCUUGACGAUUCCGUGGUUAGUCUUGUGGUUUCUGCUCCUCCUGGUUGUGGGAAAACAACGCUGGUUAGUCGGCUUUGUGACGAUCCAGAUAUCAAAGGAAAGUUCAAGCAUAUCUUCUUUAGUGUUGUAUCAAGUACUCCUAACUUUAGGGUCAUAGUACAGAAUUUACUCCAACACAACGGUUAUGAAGCACUUACAUUUGAGAAUGAUUCUCAAGCAGAAGUUGGUUUAAGAAAACUGCUAGAGGAACUUAAAGAAAAUGGUCCUAUAUUGGUUGUCUUGGAUGAUGUGUGGCGGGGAGCGGAGUCUUUACUUCAGAAAUUUCAAAUUAAAUUACCGGAUUAUAAGAUUUUGGUGACUUCUCGGUUUGACUUUCCGAGUUUUGGUUCCAGUUAUCAUUUGAAACCUUUGGAAGAUGAAGAUGCCAGGUCCCUUCUCAUUCAUUGGGCAUCGCGACCUUCUAAUGCGUCUCCAGAUGAGUACGAAGAUCUCCUCAAGAAGAUAUUGAAACGUUGCAAUGGAUUCCCAAUCGUAAUUGAAGUAGUCGGCGUUUCACUCAAAGGACGAUCUCUAAAUACAUGGAAAGGUCAGGUGGAAAGCUGGUCUGAAGGGGAAAGAAUUCUAGGUAAUCCUCAUCCAACUGUGCUAGAAUGUUUGCAGCCUAGCUUUGAUGCCCUGGAACCCAACCUUAAAGAGUGUUUCUCGGACAUGGGCUCAUUUCUUGAGGACCAAAAGAUACGUGCUUCAGUAAUAAUUGACAUGUGGGUGGAAUUAUACGGUAAAGGUAGUAGUAUCUUGUAUAUGAUGUACCUUGAAGACCUUGCCUCCCAGAAUCUGCUUAAACUUGUUCCUCUCGGAAAUGAGCACGAAGACGGUUUCUACAAUGAUUUCUUAGUCACUCAACAUGAUAUCCUUAGGGAGUUGGCUAUCCGUCAAAGCGAAUUAAAGGAAAACAUAGAAAGAAAAAGACUAAAUUUGGAGAUAAGAGAGAAUACAUUUCCAGACUGGUGUUUGAAUCCAAGACACCCUACUAUUAGUGCCUCUUUAUUGUCUAUCUCUACGGAUGAUUUGUUCUCAUCGAAUUGGUUGGAAAUGGAUUUCCCCAAUGUUGAGGCUUUAGUUCUUAAUCUCUCUUCACCAGACUAUGCAUUGCCAAGCUUCAUUGCUGGAAUGAAGAAGCUAAAGGUUCUGACAAUCACAAAUCACGGUUUUUAUCCAGCAAGAUUGAGCAAUUUCUCGUGUCUCAGCUCAUUACCAAACCUGAAACGGAUUAGAUUGGAAAAAGUUUCAAUCACUUUGCUGGACAUUCCCGGAUUGCAACUCGGCAGUCUUAAGAAGCUAUCUUUGGUCAUGUGUAGUUUCGGUGAGGUUUUCUAUGAGACAGAAGAAAUAGAUGUGUCUAAAGCCCUAUCGAGUUUACAAGAGAUUGACAUAGACUAUUGCUAUGAUCUUGAUGAGUUACCUUAUUGGGUCUCUGAAGUUGUUUCAUUGAAGACCCUUAGUAUCACAAACUGUGAUAAGCUCUCUACACUUCCAGAAGCUUUGGGCAACUUGAGUAAACUGGAAAUGUUGAGGUUGUGUUCUUGUAAUAAUCUCUCUGAGCUGCCUGAAGCAACUGAGAGACUCAGCAACUUGCGGUUUCUGGAUAUUUCUCAUUGCUCAAGAUUGAGUAAGUUGCCUCAAGAGAUUGGCAAACUAGAGAAGCUGAAAAAGAUCUGGAUGAGGAAGUAUUCGGGAUGCAAAUUGCCGGAUUCAGUGACGAAUCUAGAGAAUUUGGAGGUCAAAUGCGAUGAAGAAACUGGAUCCUUGUGGGAAAGGUUGAAGCCAAAAAUGAUAAAUUUGAGAGUUCACAAGGAGGAAACAGAGCAUAACCUGAACUGGCUUCAAACGUUUUAAGUUUUGAGUGAGAAAAACAUUUUCGUAGCUUGUGUGGGUCUUGUAAUGUUAUUCUCAUGUAAUCCAAUGUAAAUGGAAUGGUUCUUUAAAAUAGUUGUUAAUAAAACUAUAUAUGUGCA
This is a messenger RNA of Arabidopsis arenosa, 4973 nucleotides long. NCBI's taxonomy places the organism in Eukaryota, Viridiplantae, Streptophyta, Magnoliopsida, Brassicales, Brassicaceae. The record is from the annotation of a GenBank genome assembly.